AUGGCGUGGGCGUCGACGCCCAAGGUCGUCCUCGGAUGCUUCGCCUUCGGUGUCUUCUGGAUCAUGGCGGUGGUGCCCGUGGUGCCGUUCUUGCCGAUCGGGAGGACUGCCGGGUCGCUGCUCGGCGCUUGCCUCAUGGUCGUCUUCCAGGUUCUCUCGCCGGCCGAGGCAUUCGCGGCCGUGGAUCUGCCGAUUCUGGGGCUCCUCUUCGGCACCAUGGUCGUAAGCGUCUAUCUGGAGAGGGCCGACGCGUUCAAGUACCUGGGCCACGCCCUCUCGUGGCGGAGCCUCGGCGGCAAGGAUCUACUAUGUCGGCUUUGCCUCCUCUCGGCGCUGUGUAGCGCGCUCUUCACCAAUGACACCACCUGUGUCGUGCUCACGCAGUUUGUUCUUGAGGUAUGCAGAGAAAAGAAGCUCCCCCCUCAGCCCUUUCUGAUUGCUCUUGCUUCCAGUGCCAACAUUGGCUCCGCGGCCACCCCGAUCGGCAAUCCACAGAACUUGGUGAUCGCCGUGGAGAGCAAGAUCGCGUUUGGCAAGUUUUUGGGUGGGGUGGUGCCGGCCAUGGUCCUGGGACUCAUUGCAAACACGCUGCUCUUGCUGGCUUACUACUGGAAGAAGCUGCGAGGUGUGGACGAGGACGCUGAGAGUAGUGACAUCUCGAUCAAACUAGAGCAGCAGCGGCCGGAGAUGGAGCUGCUCAAUUCUGGAUUGAGCUUCACUCAAGAACAACGAAUCCAGCAGCAAGAUCAUCGACAAGAACCAAAACAGCAGGACAGUUCUUACCAAACUCCAGACCUGGAAGGACAAGCAGCUGAUACACCCGACCUUGGAAAGAGUGUAGCAGCAUCUACUAGCACACCCGACGGACAAUUGACGCAAGAAGCUGGAGCUCCUCCGCUGCCUAGAUCAAUUUCGUCGUCCCGCCACCUUCAACGCCCGUCGCUCAUUGCCAUCAACGAGAUCCUGCGGCUAGAGCCGAGAGGUUCUGGGCACUUCCAAGCAAGUCUCACUCGGUUUCAAAGACUCCGGAAGAAGGUCUGGAAGGUGUCCGUGUAUCUGGUGACGAUCGGCAUGCUGGUGGCGUUCCUUUACGGCUUGGAUCUCUCAUGGACGGCCAUCACCGCGGCGAUUGUUCUCAUGGUGUUGGACUUCACGGAUGCUAGUCCGAGCCUCGACCAGGUAUCAUACUCCCUGCUGGUAUUCUUCUCGGGGAUGUUUAUAGCAGUGCGUGGUUUCAACCGGACUGGCGCUCCUGGACAACUCUGGGACGCCGUCGAACCACACGCUCGCAUCAACACGGCUGCUGGAAUUGCAAUUCUGUCCGCGGUGGUAAUCCUCCUCUCCAACGUUGCAUCAAAUGUGCCUACAGUUCUUCUCUUGGGUGCUCGAGUAGCAGCCUCGGCCGCCGCAACCGAGGGAGCGAGCGUGAAGAAAGCGUGGCUGAUCCUCGCCUGGGUGAGCACCGUGGCUGGAAACUUGACGCUGGUUGGAUCGGCGGCCAACAUAAUCGUGAGCGAGCAGGCCAGCAGAAUGGAGGAGCAUCCAUACAAUCUCUCCUUCUGGAAUCACUUGAGAUUUGGAGCUCCUGCAACGUUCAUCGUCAUCGCUGUUGGCCUCCCACUCAUUCAAGGAUGAGAA
Molecule: messenger RNA, 1638 nt
Organism: Selaginella moellendorffii
Lineage: Eukaryota; Viridiplantae; Streptophyta; Lycopodiopsida; Selaginellales; Selaginellaceae
Product: silicon efflux transporter LSI3
Exons: 4
Coding region: 1-1635 (544 amino acids)
Biological process (GO): arsenite transport; transmembrane transport
Cellular component (GO): membrane
Molecular function (GO): arsenite transmembrane transporter activity
Source: RefSeq, a predicted model, not a curated record